Molecule: messenger RNA, 450 nt
Organism: Lotus japonicus
Lineage: Eukaryota; Viridiplantae; Streptophyta; Magnoliopsida; Fabales; Fabaceae
Product: RING-H2 finger protein ATL47-like
Exons: 1
Coding region: 1-450 (149 amino acids)
Biological process (GO): protein ubiquitination
Source: RefSeq, a predicted model, not a curated record
AUGGAGGAAUAUACAGGCUGUUCCAUUUUGGCACUUUGUGUUGUGUUCUUGAUUAUAGUGAUUCGGUGCAACAUUCUCAGGCUUCUCUUGUGUUGUUUUAACAGUCCAAGUCCCAAUAGAAAUUUGGUUGAAGGGCAGUACCAGGAUGAGUCCAUUCCUUAUACUACUUCACUUCAGCUUCAUAUGAGUGACUUGGAGUUGUCUAUCAUAGUCCCUUCCUCUCUUCCUGCGUCUCAGUUGAAGAAAAAUGGGGGAGAAGUGCCAAUAAACACAGACUGUGCAAUUUGCUUGGGGGAAUUUGAAGAAGGGGAAUGGAUAAAACUUCUUCCUAAUUGUAGCCAUGGCUUCCAUGUUUCCUGCAUUGACACUUGGUUUCAGUCUCAUUCAAAGUGCCCCCUCUGUAGAUCUCAUGUGUCUACUCAUAGUGUUCAGUUAUCUUUUCACACAUAG